UGCGCCUGCGUGGAAUAGGAUUGGCUAGCUAGUCUCUGACAACGAAGGUCUGUGAUUGGUCAGGGUGGGGUUGCGGGCGGUGCUGCAGGGAGCCGCUGUCAUGGCGGAGCUGAGUGAGGCGUUGCUAUCGGUACUGCCGGCCAUCCGCGUGCCCAAGGCUGGGGACCGGGUCCAUAAGGAGGAAUGCGCCUUUUCCUUCGAUACACCGGAGUCAGAUGGGGGCCUGUAUAUUUGUAUGAACACGUUCCUGGGCUUCGGGAAGCAAUAUGUAGAGAAGUACUAUGGGAAAACAGGCCAUCGGGUCUACCUGCACCUCAAGAGAACACGCAAGCUGAAGGAGGAAGACAGUAACUCCAGUGCUGGAGACCCCCCCAGGAAGAAACCCACCCGCUUGGCUAUUGGCAUAGAAGGUGGGUUUGACAUCCCAGAGGAGAAGUUUGAAUAUGAUGAAGACGUAAAAAUAGUUAUUUUCCCAGAGCACCUGGAGAUCCCACGGGAUGGGCUGGAGGGGCUGCCAGACAUGGUCCAAGACAGGAUUGCCAGUGCGGUUGAGGCUAUCCUGACAGCAGAUUCAGCCUCGCGAAAGCAGGAGGUACAGGCAUGGGAUGGAGAAGUUCGACGUGUUUCCAAACAUGCUUUCUCUUUGCACCAGCUACAGAACAGCGUCCGCAUCCCUCCGUGUGGCUGGAAGUGCAACAAAUGCGACAUGCGUGAGAACUUGUGGCUCAACAUGACUGAUGGAUCCAUCCUGUGUGGCCGGCGCUACUUCGACGGCAGUGGCGGCAACAACCACGCAGUUGAGCAUUAUCGGGAGACUGGCUACCCGCUGGCUGUGAAACUGGGAACCAUCACCCCCGAUGGGGCUGACGUUUACUCCUAUGAUGAGGAUGAUAUGGUGCUGGAUCCCAGCCUGGCUGAACACCUGGCUCACUUUGGGAUUGACAUGCUCAAGAUGCAGAAGACAGACAAGACAAUGACCGAGCUGGAGAUUGACAUGAAUCAGCGCAUUGGGGAGUGGGAGCUGAUCCAGGAGUCUGGGGUGCAGCUCAAACCCCUCUAUGGCCCUGGUUACACUGGCAUCCGAAACCUGGGCAAUAGUUGCUACCUCAAUUCUGUGGUGCAGGUGCUGUUCAGCAUCCCUGACUUCCAGAGAAAGUAUGUGGACAAGCUGGAGAAGAUAUUCCAAAGUGCUCCCUCAGACCCCACACAGGACUUCAGCACCCAAGUAGCCAAGCUGGGCCAUGGGCUACUCUCUGGGGAGUAUUCGAAGCCAGCCUCUGGAGACGGGGAACAGCAACCAGACCAGAACCAGAAGGGCAUGCAGGAUGGCAUUGCUCCACGCAUGUUUAAAUCUCUCAUUGGCAAAGGGCACCCGGAAUUCUCCACCAACAGGCAGCAAGAUGCCCAGGAGUUCUUCCUGCAUUUCAUCAACAUGGUGGAGAGGAACUGCCGCAGCUCAGAAAAUCCCAAUGAGGUCUUCCGUUUCCUGGUGGAGGAGAAGCUCAAGUGCCUGGCCACAGAGAAGGUGAAAUACACCCAGCGUGUGGACUACAUUAUGCAGCUGCCCGUGCCCAUGGAUGCUGCACUCAACAAAGAUGAGCUGCUGGAAUAUGAGGAGAGGAAGCACCAGGCAGAAGAGGAGAAGCAGCCGCUGCCUGAGCUGGUCCGAGCCAAGGUGCCUUUCAGCUCCUGUCUAGAGGCCUACGGGGCUCCAGAGCAGGUGGAUGACUUCUGGAGCACAGCCUUGCAGGCCAAGUCUGUGGCUCUCAAGACAACCCGGUUUGCCUCCUUCCCAGACUAUCUGGUGAUCCAGAUCAAGAAAUUCACUUUUGGCCUGGAUUGGGUACCCAAAAAGCUCGAUGUCUCUAUCGAAAUGCCAGAGGAGCUGGACAUCUCUGCGCUACAGGGGACAGGGCUGCAAGCUGGUGAGGAGGAGAUGCCAGACAUUGCGCCUCCACUGGUGACGCCAGACGAGCCCAAAGGUAGCCUGGGGUUCUAUGGCAACGAGGACGACGACUCCUUCUGCUCCCCUCACUUCUCCUCUCCAACAUCCCCCAUGUUGGAUGAAUCGGUGAUUAUCCAGCUGGUGGAGAUGGGCUUUCCCAUGGAUGCCUGCCGCAAAGCUGUGUACUACACCGGGAACAGCGGGGCUGAGGCUGCCAUGAACUGGAUCAUGUCGCACAUGGAUGAUCCAGAUUUUGCCAACCCUCUGGUUCUUUCUGGAUCUAGUGGGCCAGGUUCCACCAUCAUCUGUCCAGACCCCCCUUCAGAAGACAGCGUGGCCACUAUUGUCUCUAUGGGCUUCUCCCGAGAUCAGGCUAUGAAAGCCCUAAGAGCCACGAGUAACAGUCUGGAGCGGGCUGUGGACUGGAUCUUCAGUCACAUUGAUGACCUGGACGCAGAGGCUGCCAUGGACAUCUCAGAGGGGCGCUCGGCGGCUGAGUCCAUCUCUGAAUCUGUCCCUGUGGGUCCCAAAGUGCGUGAUGGGCCUGGAAAGUAUCAGCUCUUUGCCUUCAUCAGCCACAUGGGCACUUCCACCAUGUGUGGCCAUUAUGUCUGCCACAUCAAGAAGGAUGGCAGGUGGGUGAUUUACAAUGACCAGAAAGUCUGCGCCUCUGAGAAGCCACCCAAGGAUCUCGGUUACAUCUACUUCUAUCAGCGGAUUCCCAGCUAGAACUCCCUCCUACUGUGUGCGGAGUGGGGAGCAGGCUGCUGGCAUGAGGAGGGGGAGGCAGUGACAAAUACAGAGAAGCAGUGCACAUUCUUUCACCCCACUCCCUGCUAUGUCUCACCUGUGCCACUGCUGUAACUCUGGGGGCAGGUGUUCCUUGGUUAAUAAAACUGGGGGCUGGGGCCCCUAUGGACAUGAGUGAAGAGGGGUGGGCAGAUGGAUUUGUUUCAAUAUAAAAUCUCUCAUUACUCCCUACUCCAAGGCACAGCCUCUAGUGCUUUGCUGCUUGGUGUAAUUAUGCCAUCCCCUUUCAGGCUGAAAGGGGAGAAGGGGGGGCGUGCGUGCGUGUGUGUGGCUUUGUGUAUCAUGGGUGGGUGGGUGGGUGGGUGGCUUCUCUCCCUUAUGUCCCCUCCCAAACAAGGGGGCUGUGCAGGAAAUAAUGUGGGCCAUAAGUAGCACCACUUCCUCCUUGUGUGCCCCUUAAAUGCCAAAAUACGCGAAGGAUAAAAUAAAAGUUAAAUACCCCCUG
Molecule: messenger RNA, 3200 nt
Organism: Malaclemys terrapin pileata
Lineage: Eukaryota; Metazoa; Chordata; Testudines; Emydidae
Gene: USP5
Product: ubiquitin specific peptidase 5
Exons: 20
Coding region: 101-2674 (857 amino acids)
Biological process (GO): protein deubiquitination
Molecular function (GO): cysteine-type deubiquitinase activity; zinc ion binding; protein binding
Source: RefSeq, a predicted model, not a curated record